AUGUCUGGCGGAUCCCUCUCGAACAAGAUCGGCAACGCUACCGAUGGCACGGUCGGCGAGCAGACCCUCACCAACGAGGCCACGAAGCUCGCCUCGCACACGCUCGACUACGCCAAGGGCGUCGUCGGACUCGGCAAGGACAGCGGCGCAUCCCAGGCCGACUCGGCGUCGACCUCGCACGGCGCAGAGGGCUCGCAGACCCUCGGCGGGCUCAUCAACGAGGGUCGUGACUUUGCGGCUCACGUCCUCCACGCUGCCAGCGAUGUCAUCGGCUCGGGCGCCGACAAGGCGAAGGAGGCUGCCGGUGACGCUCAGAAGUCGGCGGACGGCUCUGCUGCCCAGGGCUACGUCGCCAAGGCGCGGGACCUCGCCGCCUCUGCUCUCCAGACCGCCGAGGGACUGAUCGCUGCUGGCCAGAAGAAGGCGGAGGAGGCGUCCGGCACCACCGCCGACGACCUCAAGGCGAAGACGGACAACGCCGCAAGCUCGCUCAACCAGAAGGUCGAGGAGUCGAAGGCUGGCUCGAACGAUGCUGCCGCAUCGGCGCAGGGAUACGUCGCGGCGCUUCAGAAGGACGCGAAGGAGUCGUCGGCGCAGCUCGGCUCGAACCUCCAGAAGCAGGCCGACAAGGCGACGCAGUAG
Molecule: messenger RNA, 642 nt
Organism: Rhodotorula toruloides NP11
Lineage: Eukaryota; Fungi; Basidiomycota; Microbotryomycetes; Sporidiobolales; Sporidiobolaceae
Exons: 4
Coding region: 1-642 (213 amino acids)
Source: RefSeq, a predicted model, not a curated record